This is a messenger RNA of Penaeus vannamei (Pacific white shrimp), 2431 nucleotides long. Lineage: Eukaryota; Metazoa; Arthropoda; Malacostraca; Decapoda; Penaeidae. The record is from RefSeq and is a predicted model, not a curated record.
GAAAGCGGCGUUGCUGAUCACCAGUUUCGAAACCCUUCCUGGAAAAUAAAACGACAGAAAUCACGCCUCUUUCCUCGACGGCGCAUGACCUUACACAAACAAAAGAAAAGAGGACACGACUGGGAGAAGGGCACACAAGCUAUACUAUCGCAAACGUCCUUGCAUAUCAUGCCACUUUCUCUUUCGUUCAGGCUAACGGUAGCACGGCCAGCAGGCGACGGGUCUGUAGUGGCAGUGGAGGGGGGAGUGCUGUGAGCGUUGCGUCGUCUGUGAGCGCUGUGUUGUGUCUGUGAUGAAACUGUGUCGUCAGAGCUCAGAGAGGGGUUCCUCCCGCAGUGACAGCCGAUGUAACUCUGUUUCCUGUUGAGAAUUUUAGGGGCUGUGCCUGAUGAAGGCAAGAUAGUCCCGGCCCGCCCCGCGCCGCCGGCCCUCCCCGCGCCGCCGCCGCAUUCCAUCGCCGCCGCUCGCCAUGACAGCACCCGAGGCCCCGCUGCCCUGCGGCCGCGCCCUCGCCGCCGCGCUCGCUCUGGCGCUGCUUGCGCAGCUGGGCACCGCUGCGCCGCGGGACACGGCCCGCUUGCGACUCAUCAAAGAGCGCGAGGAAGUGGCUCGGGCUUGGGCUCCGUUAGUGUGGCUGCAUUCAGACGAACACUUCUACCCAGGCGAUGUUCAGACGUUUCUCAGCCAAGUCACACCCAACCCCCUGAGUACUGCCCCACCCAUCAGUGUGAAUGAAGGGUCGACCACUAUUAUACUGCGUCCUCUGCCUGUUGGUCCAGCGAGCGGGGACACCUUCCUGAUGGCGCACUUUGACGAAGAAUGCUCAAACUGUCACCUGCCAAAGUUCCUGUAUGGCAAGAAGCCCACUCCGAGCCACUCUCCUCCCGUGUACGCCGUGAUCCACUCCUGCCACUCCUCGCCCGUGAGGACAUCCCGUCACGUGACCAAAUUCUACGACGAUGGUUUAUCUGGAAGAUUUUCGUCGCGUUUGUCAGAGCAAGAUUUUGCUGCUGACGCCCCUCAAGGCACCUCGGACCCGGCCUACGAGCGCCCUUCACCCCCAGAAACGCUGACUACCCCACAGGCUGCUUCAACCGCCCCCUCCAUUGAAGCUCACACGAGAAACGCUGUGUCAACGUCGCCAGCACCUACAAAGAGCCAAGCUGUGACUUUGUCCAGGCAAUCAAUAAAUAAUAAUGAUAAUCGAACGUAUUACAACAAUAGGAAUGACAACCUUACCGUUGAUGAGGGUGAGGAAAUCGGUUCAGAUUCAGAUUAUACGGAAUCCCGCAAUAAUUCAAAUUUGCAUGAGCAAGAAAGUACUCCGAGGCCUUUGACAUCCACGAUGAUCUCAGUUCUCAAUGGUACAAAUCAAGACGUGCCUAAAUCUAGAGCUUCGGGUACCCUGAGCGACCAGAGCGAAGGUGCUCAGCCAUACCCCUUGAAACACCCUGAGGACGACCUGGUCUCAACUCAGCGACCGGUCAGAACGAGAAAACGCGAAAUUAACGAGGAGAGCCAAGUCUUCACAGUCACUUACUGGAUGUUCUACCCAUACAACUACGGGAAAGACGUGUGCACGAUCAACCUCGGAUAUUACCUGGGCCGCAUGUACAAGCCGCCAGUCAACGGAACCUGUUUUGGGGAGGAGGUCGGCAUGGGAAAGCACGUUGGAGACUGGGAACAUGUUUCGAUCCAAUUCAGAGGACGUGUGCCGCUGAACAUGUACGUAUCGUCUCAUAACUUUGGUGCCUACUAUCAAUACAAUUCUUACCAUCAACACUUCGAGUACACUGGCCAGGAUACAAGGAAGGGCAUUCCAAUGUCUCCAGAAUAUCCUAAGAUAGUCAGAGUGGAGAGUUCCCAUCCAGUCCUGUAUUCGGCCCUGGGAUCCCAUGGCCUGUGGGCAGCGCCAGGACUGCACCAGUAUAACUCCUUCCCGCAACUCGAAGACCUCACGGACGAAGGUACGGAGUGGCGCACGUGGCUCAAUUUGGACGUCGUCGAUUUGAGAGAUCGCGCAGCGCUGAAGCAACCACACAGGCAAUGGCUGGGUUACGAGGGUCGAUGGGGGAAUCCGAAGAGCAAGUGCCACACUCUUAUGGCUGGCUUCUGCGAGCUGAACCAAGGCCCGACCGGGAUUCCCAAGAAACGCAUUAAUUUCCCGUGUAUUCAGGAGCCAUGAGGUGUUCCAUCGGACAAUCAACUAUGAGUGCCGAAUAAAUGAGAAGACUAUGAGGUAUCAGUGAACAAUCGACAGUGAGUGCCGAAUAAAUGAGAAAUGAACCAUGAAGUGUAUCAUCGAACAAUCAAAGAAGAUUGCCGAAUAAAUGAAAUAAAUGGACCAUGUUUAUCAUCGAACAAUUAACAAUAAAUGCCGAAUAAUUGAGGAACCACGAGGUGUAUCAUCGCACAAUCUGCCGAACAAAUG